Molecule: messenger RNA, 4511 nt
Organism: Anopheles stephensi (Asian malaria mosquito)
Lineage: Eukaryota; Metazoa; Arthropoda; Insecta; Diptera; Culicidae
Gene: BBS9
Product: protein PTHB1
Exons: 6
Coding region: 92-3022 (976 amino acids)
Biological process (GO): cilium assembly
Cellular component (GO): membrane; BBSome
Molecular function (GO): protein binding
Source: RefSeq, a predicted model, not a curated record
ACGAUGCAUCUUCAGCGUGAAAUGUUUCACUUUGAAAUAUUUCAAAUCCUUGUUCAAAACACCACCGUGAAACCUCGUGCUCCUCAUCACCAUGGCAACGGAGCGAACAAACACUUGCUCCGCUAAAAAAAACAACCUGACGGCAGCUAAACUGUCAAGGAACAAAACAAGCGCAGCCCUCGCUACUGUCCUGUGGCUUCAAAUCGCUCUAAUCGUCAUGUCGCUCUUCAAGGUACGCAAUUGGUGGAAAACGCAAUGUCCUACCGUCGAACCGGCGUACGAUUCCUUCUCGUUGCACUGUGCCCGGCUGUGCAUUGAGGAGGGCGAAAAGGACAGCAUCGUGGUGGGAUCACAUUCCGGUCAGCUAUGCAUCUACCGUCCGACGGGGGGGAACUCGAACCUGCCCGAUCUGGAUGCGGAGGACGCAGCUGCAGAAGGGCAGCCGGCUCAAGGCUCACCAUCGAACGACCCGUUCGAGAAUGUGUUCCAGCAUGCGGACGUUAUCCUGGAGGUGCAGCUAGCGUUACCCGUGUUGGGCAUUAGUAGUGGCAAGUUUACUACGACGAAUAAAACCGAUCCCCGCCUUCAGCUGGCCGUGCUACAUCCUACCAAACUUUGCAUCUUUCAAAUCGUGACAAUCGACGGACUGGCGGACCAUGGAGAUCAUACGCGGCUUGUCACACUCUACGACCAUCCCCUAUCGAAACCAGCCUUCUCCAUGUGCCACGGUCCGUUCGGUGGGGUGAAAGGACGCGACUUCCUGUGCGUGCAGCAUCUGGACGGUUCGCUACGAUUCUUCGAGCAGGAUGGAAUCAGCUACGAACGGACGUUGGCCACCGAUCGACACAUUCCCUCGCCGUUGCACUACCUGCCCCGUGUGGAUUGUUUCGUAACGGUCGCACCGAGCUGGGUGUUGGAAUGCUACCGGUAUCAGGACGUUGCCGAAGCGCUGGAAUCUUUGCGGCGGCACGAUCCGAUCUGGUCCCUGUGCGUUGGAGAGUAUGCGCUUGAUCUGCAGGUGCAUCAAAUUUCCAACACGGAAUCUGUCAUAGUGAUGUUAGGCGAGAAUAAUCUGCUGUGCGUGUCGGACACCGGGAAGGUGCGGUUUAUCAAAAAGCUCGACUACUCACCGAUCUGUUUCCAUUCGUUCGUGACUGGCUGGUACUGGGAGCCCGGAGCAAGGCUUAUGCUUGCGGUUGUAUCGGAAAGUGGUUCCUUGCUCCUGUACGAAAGCGAUCAAAUCAUCUGGUCCGCUCAGCUCGGAAAUGUCCCAGUGGCAAUUGAUCGCGCGAAUGUAACCGGACUUCCUGGUGCGCUGGUUACGCUCGGUCCUACCGGUGCCCUCUCGAUCGGAUAUCUCGGCUCCGAGCCGGAACUGUUCCGUGUGCCAGCGCUCAACCUGGCACCCUUUGAAAUCGCUCGCUGUCAGAAGGAACUGCUGGAGCUGGAGCGAGAAAUACGUACCGGAGUAGAUCCGAGUGAUGCAAGCAUUGCAAACGCAGCCGCCGAAAGGGAUGUCAAGCUGUACGUUAACAUCGCCGAGGACACGGUCGCCUGUACCCAUCCGACAAACAUGCCCCCGGGAGUGGCAGUUGAAAUGUGCCAACUUAGUAUGACGGUACAGGUGGAACCGAAGCUCGAAGUGCUGCAGCUUACCGUCACCACCGAUCAGGCGAUCGGCUGCUCGAAGGAUGCGUUUCUGUUCCGUGACGUAGAGGCACGCAGUACGGAACGAUUUGACGUGUGGGUUUUCCCGGCAGAGCCAACGGUUCCAGCCACUCGCACCGUGACCGUGUACUGUUCCUACACCAACAAACAGGGCAUCACAAGGGUGGUACAGAAGGAGGUUCUACUCCCACUGAAGCUAUUCCUCAAACCUUGUCAACCUUCGAAGGAAGCUCAGCAUAAACUAACCCUGUCGGUUGUUACGGCACAGCAGACAAAUUUGGGACAACUGUUUGCAGAAUUUGCCUCCGAUGGCGUCAGUACCAGUGCCCUUGGUCUGCAGCCAGCCGGAGGUGGAGAUGGACGUAAAGUUACGAUAGUAGCGGCCAAAAGUACGAACCGUUUUCGUGUGCAGUCCGACGAGCUCGGUAUGAUUGGGAUUGUGUUGGAAUGUCUCAUUGGACGACUGCAGGGACGGGAGAUGAUUGACCCGCCGUCGGAUGGGGAUGCACCGGCGCGGAAAGAAUCCUCCAAAGUGUUGGUAACCAUCAACGGAGUUCCAUCGAUCGGUGGACUCUUACGAUCCUUGCAGAUGCAUUGCGAGUUACGAAAAGCAGUACUGAAACUAGAGACCGAGCUCGAGAGUACCACCGGGCAGAUGCGCUUGUUCGAGCGUCGGUUUGUCGUCAAGCUGCAGGAACGAUCUCUCCGUGCCCUCGACGGGAUAUUAAUGUUGCUCAAACGAAACCACAGCUCGGUGGCUAAGGUUUGCCAGCAACUGAAGGCCAUGCGUCAGAAGAUGAAGCUUGCUCAGAUUGACUUGGCAGCUAUUUUGCACCUUUUCCACCUUUGCUACACCCAUUCGGCAAACGCACCCGGCACGAAGCAUCUCGAACAUCUCACAGGACUCUUGACCAGCUCCGUGCUCGACAGUACGGAACAAAGCUACGAGGAAAUGCUACUUCCGGUCGUUCGAUUUCUCGCUCAAACGGGCCCACUGAAAAACACCGGCGAGCAGCCGGACACCUUCGAUGAGGCUUUCUUUUACACCGCCAAACAAACAAACGAACGUGCUGCCGAUGUGGAUGUUACCGUCCACAGUGAUUUGCUGCAGCAGCAGCUUCAGCGUCUUUUGGGGCGAGUUAACGAUCGUUUCGUCGCAGCGGGUAGGACGUCCGGAAGUGGUAGUGGACGCAAUAGUGUAGACUUUGAGGAUCAACCACUACCGGAAGCACACGAUGAAGAGGUGGAAGAAGCGGACGAAGCUAACCAGGUCGAAGGAUCGGAAUUCGUGGCACUUAGCUCAACCGCUAGCGAGUGGGUUAACUACGAAAAGAUGGCCGAUCUACCGUUGUAAGCAGGGGGAGGGAUGUGUCUUUCUUCACAAAAAAAGGGUUUGUAGCGCAUUUUAAUAUCUUUUUCUCACCUGGUUUGUAUUUAUUUUUACUUCACUCUCCUCCUUCCACAACUCUCCUGCAUCUCACCCACCCCUUACUAACCACGAUACUCGGUCCUAGUUCGUUACAAUAUAGGUUUUCCACCAUAUCUUUCCCUUUUUCUCCCACACACUCCCAUUCCCAGUAUGGGUAGAUAGAGAGUGGGGGUAUAAUGGUAUAUAUUUGUUUACCUUACUUGCCGCCAUUUUUUUGUUAUCCGAUUUAUUUACUAUUAAUACUUUACGACAGAUUACACCUAGAUAUGAACCUAUAUAUCCCUUGUGUGUGUGUGUGUGUCUUUCAUGCAAGUACGUAGCGAUGCGAUUAGAGUGUGUGUUUCUAUGGCGCGAUAAAUAAAGGAGCAGUAAUUCUAAACCGACACACAUCCUACUUAAACAUAGCCUGUUGUUGCUUUUUUUUUACAUUAAACACUUUAAAAAACUCAAUCCGAUACCUAUACACACAUCAAAUGUAUUAUAACGUGAGCAGAUAUGGAGCAAAACGGAAGAGACAGAGAGAGACAGAGAGACAGAGAAAGAAAACGUACGUGAGAUAAGUAAUACACAAAUGAACACGAAUCAAUCAUCCGAACCCGGGUGGGGAUUAUCAAGAAGCACUGCUUUCCACCUUUUAAGAGUCUUGCUUGCUUUGUAACGUUGUAAGAGCAUCAAAAAUAUGCCUUAGCUUCUUUAUUCGUUGUGACAGCGCAGUCGCUGAAAAGCUUCCUAACGUCUUCCUAACGGUUGUUAGUAUGCCAAUAUAAGCCAAUGUUUGUUUGUAUUGCCUCACUUGCUGAUGGUGGUUCAAAUUGGUGGAGGAGUAUGUAAUGUUUUCUACUUAAUUACGACAAGAUUCAUGUUUACUUUUGCUGCUGCUGUUUUUUUCUCUCUUGAAACUUUAUCUAUUUACAGUCCUUAUCUAAAUGGUUUAAAAAACUGUGUGUGCGUCUGUGUGUGAAAUAAAGCUUUUUUUGGAGGGGGACUCAAUUGAAGUUAAAACGAGUUGGUAAUUGAAAGUGGCGAGAACGAAAAUUGUCCUGAUUUUUAGUAGUUUGAAUCUUGAUCUCCAGUCCAAGGAAAUAUUCUUCACGAGAACUCAUUUAACGUUUGAAGCGCGCACGGGUAAGGACUAGGAUUUGGUUGUAAAGAGUUACACACAUCUCUGUACAGAAGAGCGCACCCUGUAGCUGGAGAGUUUGGAUUCAAGAAUUCGUCCAGCUAUCUACUAUGAGCCUCGAGCUCACUUUUCCCCUCAUUUCCGAGCGUUGGCGGAUGAUGCAAUUGGAUGAAGCACACACAACCAAUCCUGCGCCAAUUCAUGGACGAGUAAGUAGCACAUGUGGGGGAAAACGAAACAAUCUCCUCGUGGGAAUGAUUAAUGAUUGCAGCGAAAUGCAACUGAAGCGGGAAC